Camellia sinensis is the source of this 1867-nucleotide messenger RNA. The record is from RefSeq and is a predicted model, not a curated record. NCBI's taxonomy places the organism in Eukaryota, Viridiplantae, Streptophyta, Magnoliopsida, Ericales, Theaceae.
UCUCUCUCUCUCUCUCUCUCUCUCUCUCUCUCUCUAUAUAUAUAUAAUAUAUAUAUAUAAAAAAAAAAAAAAAAACACAGACAGACAAUGUGCAAGCUACCUGCCUCCCCUCUCUCCUGCAAAUGCACUUCAAACCAACCUUACCUUCUCUCCAUCAAAGAGCCAGAACCCGACAUGUAUGCCCAUUUGGUCCCCAAAAGCCCAACACCAAAGCAGCAGCAACAACAACUACCAAACCAAACCCAACAACAGGACCAAGAGACCCACAAAGCCACCCAUGAUGAUCAUCUCUCUCUUUCCAUUAAAGAAGCCAAGUCCAUAGCUAAAAUAGCUCUUCCCAUGAUACUCACAGGCCUCUUACUCUAUUCUCGAUCAAUGAUCUCCAUGCUCUUCCUCGGCCGCCUCGGCGAGCUCGCCUUAGCUGGCGGUUCUCUCGCCGUAGGCUUCGCUAACAUCACGGGCUACUCCAUUCUCUCCGGACUUGCCAUGGGCAUGGAACCCAUUUGUGGCCAAGCUUUUGGUGCCAAGAAACACACCCUCCUUGGCAUUUCCUUGCAGAGGACUGUGCUUUUGCUUUUGUUUACCUCAUUUCCAAUAGCUCUUCUUUGGCUUAACAUGAAGAGAAUUCUACUCUUUUGUGGUCAAGAUGAAUCUAUAGCUACAGAAGCACAGUCAUACCUUUUGUUUUCCCUCCCUGACCUUUUAGCUCAAUCUCUUCUACACCCAUUACGAAUCUAUCUUCGAACUCAAUCCAUAACUUUGCCUCUAACAAUCUGUGCUACUCUAACUACUCUUUUACACGUACCCAUAAAUUAUUUUCUUGUCUCAAAACUUAGUCUUGGAGUCAAAGGUGUUGCUGUUAGUGGAGUAUUGUUUAACUUCAAUCUUGUAACUUUAUUAAUCAUCUACAUACUGAUCUCUGGAAUAUACAAGAAAACAUGGGGAGGACUAUCCAUGGAGUGCCUGAGAGGCUGGAAAUCGCUACUGAAUUUAGCCAUUCCGAGCUGCAUUUCGGUGUGCCUUGAAUGGUGGUGGUACGAAAUCAUGAUUUUGCUUUGUGGGUUGUUGGUAAACCCAAGAGCAACAGUUGCUUCAAUGGGUAUUCUGAUCCAAACCACUGCUCUCAUCUACAUAUUCCCAUCAUCUCUAAGCUUCAGCGUAUCAACACGUGUAGGCAACGAACUGGGUGCUAGUCAGCCAUCAAAGGCAAAGUUCGCAACCAUUGUAGGCUUGUGUUGCAGCUUCGCUUUAGGAUUUUCAGCUCUGGUUUUUGCAUACAUGGUGAGAAACGUGUGGGCUACCAUGUUCACACACGAUAAAGAAAUCAUAGCUCUAACAUCGCUUGUUCUGCCGAUAAUUGGGCUCUGUGAGCUCGGAAACUGCUCUCAGACAACUGGUUGUGGGGUUCUGAGAGGAACAGCGAGGCCAAAAGUGGGAGCAAACAUCAAUUUAGGUUGCUUUUACCUAGUUGGAAUGCCAGUGGCAGUAGGGUUAGGGUUUUUAGUGGGGUUGGAUUUUGAGGGGCUUUGGCUGGGUCUGUUGGCCGCCCAGAGCUCGUGUGUGGUGACGAUGUUGGUGGUUUUGGGAAGGACAGAUUGGGAGUUUGAAGCACAGAGAGCUAAAGAGCUGACUGGGGCUGUAGUUGUUGCUGGUGAUGACAGCGAAGAAAUUGAGGAAGAUAAGCUAUUCAACAAAGCUGAAACCAAAGAAGAUUCUUCUUGUCUAUUUGGUAGUGAUUUAGUUUAGGAUGCUCGUUACUUGUUUAAUCUUUUUAUUUUUUUUUUUCUUCUUAUUUCUAUUUUUUUUUCACCUAAGUUGUAAAGCAGUGAGGGAGAGAGAGGGGGGGGGGAAGGCUUUCAAAUUUUUU